Messenger RNA from Limanda limanda (common dab), 1402 nucleotides. It is a transcript of the gene zfand2a, whose product is annotated as zinc finger, AN1-type domain 2A. Gene Ontology annotation, molecular function: zinc ion binding. Gene Ontology annotation, biological process: proteasome-mediated ubiquitin-dependent protein catabolic process; protein targeting to ER. The record is from RefSeq and is a predicted model, not a curated record. The transcript has 10 exons. Gene Ontology annotation, cellular component: endoplasmic reticulum; cytoplasm. Bases 216 to 1061 code for a protein of 281 amino acids. NCBI's taxonomy places the organism in Eukaryota, Metazoa, Chordata, Actinopteri, Pleuronectiformes, Pleuronectidae.
UCGGUUAAAAACACACACACACAGAGAGAGGCACAGACACACACAGAUAGAGGUGCUCAGGGAUCUGCGGUUUAAACCACUGUCAGAGAACAGGAGUUAAAGUCGCAGCUCGAUCGGAUCAGUCGAGAAAACGUCUUCGUCCUUGGCUACAACACGAAGCGGAUCCGGUUGUGGAGAUUUUACCUCAGUCAGCGGGAGACGGGCUUGUUUCUGCGAUGGAGUUUCCAGAUUUAGGCGAACACUGCUCUGAGAAUACCUGCAAACGUUUAGAUUUUCUUCCCAUGAGAUGUGACGCCUGUCAAGAGAUUUUCUGCAAGGAUCACAUAACCUAUGCAACUCACCAAUGCACGUCGUCCUAUAAAAAGGACAUUCAGGUCCCAGUGUGUCCUUUGUGCAACAUCCCCAUUCCCAUCAAGAGAGGGGAGAUGCCUGACAUUAAAGUCGGGGAACACAUUGACCGUGACUGCAAAUCGGAUCCUGCACAGAGAAAGAGAAAGAUUUUCACAAAUAGAUGUUCUAAAGGAGGCUGUAAGCAGAAGGAAAUGAUUCGCGUGACCUGCGACCAGUGCCAUUUAAAUUACUGUCUUAAACACCGGCAUUCACUUGACCAUGAUUGUAAGACUGGCGGGCAAACGGCAAAACCUCUGUCCAAACCUGGCAAUGCUGCUGCAAAGAGAGCCCAAAGUGCUUCCUCUACCUCCACCUCUGCCUCCUGCUCCGGUUCAUCUGCUGCUUCAGGGAACAUUAGACCUGUUCCUAACGGUGUGAUGGCAAACACCAGAGGCCACAACAGUGGCACCACCCAGCGGAUCCCCACUUCUGUUUCCGCACAGAGCGUUAUACCGCCUUCAGCUUCAUUUCAGGCCGGCAUGACGGAGGAGCAGGCUUUACAAAGGGCUCUGGAGAUGUCUCUGGCUGAGUCGAGGCCGCCAGUGCAGCCGGCCCUCAGCCCUCAGGAGCAGGAGGAUCUGGCUCUCGCUCAGGCUCUCGCUGCCAGUGAAGAAGAAUUCCGACGCCAGCAGCAGAGACAACAGGUACCCGGAAAGCUUAGCCGACAUUAGCAUGCUAGCAUGCUAACAUACCAUCACAUGGGAGAGAGACCAAACAGUCCAACUGCAGCCUUUCUUAGACACAGGCCACCAUUUAAACUUGGAGCUCUGCUAUUUUAUCUAAUAGACACUGCACAUCUGGGAUUUCAAUAUCCACGAUCAAUGAUUGUCACAUGAAGAAAUUCUCUUGGAAGUUGCUCAGAUUUUACCGCCUUCAAUAAUAUAAGCACAUACCUUCCCAGCAGGAACCGUCAUUUUUACCAAUGAUUUGCUCUGUAUCUAUUUUAUAUGCUGAUUGGGAUUAAUCCAUUAUAUUACCAUAUAUGAAUAUUGAAUAAAUUAUUUCAAAGAUG